GUGUUGGAGCUGACCGCUCGCGCCCGCGCCGAGGACGCCUGGCCCGACGCCGAGGCCGCAGAGCCGAGAACCCGCGACCCGCGCCGGCUGGCCGCCCCGCUGGCAACAUUGCGGGCCCCGCGCCGCCGCGCCGCUCCUCCACCGCGCCGCGCCGCCUCCUGCUCGCCGCGCAUCCCCGCCGCGCGCACCGCCGCCGUCGCCGUACAGACCGUCGACACCUGGCCCGCGCCGUACGAGUUCCUCAUUGGAGACUUUUAUCGCAGCCUGACCGCCGACGCGAGGAAACGGGAGACGGAGACCGCACCGGAGACGGUCUCGCCCUGUGAGAGGCUGGACAAGUACUUGGCCGAUCUAUACGCGGGCCGGCCGCCACGCGCCGACAGCGAGCUGGCAGAACAGCUCGCCCUCGCGCACGCCCAGCUCCUGCACGAGCGCUGGCGGCGCGAGGCCCACGCCGAGCGUAACCGCCGCCUGCUCGGCCGCUGCCGCCAGGCGCGCGCCCUCGAACUGCAGAACGCCGCGCUGCGCGACCAGCUGCGCGCCGCGCACCUCGAGCGCGACGAGCUGCGCGCGC
Papilio xuthus (Asian swallowtail) is the source of this 574-nucleotide messenger RNA. RefSeq lists its product as uncharacterized. Gene Ontology annotation, cellular component: TSC1-TSC2 complex. The transcript has 2 exons. Gene Ontology annotation, biological process: regulation of cell cycle; negative regulation of TOR signaling; negative regulation of cell population proliferation. The record is from RefSeq and is a predicted model, not a curated record. The annotation marks the transcript as partial. Lineage: Eukaryota; Metazoa; Arthropoda; Insecta; Lepidoptera; Papilionidae.